AGGAUUUCCGCGGUUGUGUAACGGCCUGUCGCAGGCGUGCAGGGACCUGGACUCCGCCUCGUCCCCGGGGCUCGGGCAGCCGAGCCAUGGCGGGGAACUGUGGGGCCCGCGGCGCGCUGUCGGCGCACACGCUGCUGUUCGACCUGCCGCCCGCGCUGCUCGGAGAGCUCUGCGCUGUUCUGGACAGCUGCGACGGCGCGCUGGGCUGGCGCGGCCUGGCAGAGAGACUUUCAAGCAGCUGGCUGGAUGUUCGUCAUAUUGAAAAGUAUGUAGACCAAGGUAAAAGUGGAACAAGAGAAUUACUUUGGUCCUGGGCACAGAAAAACAAGACCAUCGGUGACCUUUUACAGGUCCUCCAGGAGAUGGGACAUCGUCGAGCUAUUCAUUUAAUUACAAACUAUGGAGCAGUGUUGAGUCCUUCAGAGAAGAGUUAUCAGGAAGGUGGAUUUCCAAAUAUAUUAUUCAAGGAAACAGCCAAUGUCACCGUGGAUAAUGUUCUUAUUCCUGAACAUAAUGAAAAAGGAAUACUGCUUAAAUCUUCCAUCAGCUUUCAAAAUAUCAUAGAAGGAACUAGAAAUUUCCACAAAGACUUCCUAAUUGGAGAAGGAGAGAUUUUUGAGGUAUACAGAGUGGAGAUUCAAAACCUAACAUAUGCUGUCAAAUUAUUUAAACAGGAGAAAAAAAUGCAGUGUAAGAAGCAUUGGAAGAGGUUUUUAUCUGAGCUUGAAGUUUUACUACUGUUUCAUCACCCAAACAUACUAGAGUUGGCUGCAUAUUUUACAGAGACUGAGAAGUUCUGUCUGAUUUAUCCAUACAUGAGAAAUGGAACACUUUUUGACAGAUUGCAGUGUGUAGGUGACACGGCCCCACUCCCUUGGCACAUUCGAAUCGGUAUAUUAAUAGGAAUAUCCAAAGCCAUUCACUACCUGCACAACGUUCAACCAUGCUCGGUCAUCUGUGGCAGUAUAUCAAGUGCAAACAUCCUUUUGGAUGAUCAGUUUCAACCCAAACUAACUGAUUUUGCCAUGGCACACUUCCGGUCCCACCUAGAACAUCAGAGUUGUACCAUAAAUAUGACCAGCAGCAGCAGUAAACAUCUGUGGUACAUGCCAGAAGAGUACAUCAGACAGGGGAAACUUUCCAUUAAAACAGAUGUCUACAGCUUUGGAAUUGUAAUAAUGGAAGUUCUAACAGGAUGUAGAGUAGUGUUAGAUGAUCCAAAACAUAUCCAGCUGCGGGAUCUCCUUAGAGAAUUGAUGGAGAAGAGAGGCCUGGAUUCAUGUCUCUCAUUUCUAGAUAAGAAAGUGCCUCCCUGCCCUCGGAAUUUCUCUGCCAAGCUCUUCUGUUUGGCAGGCCGGUGUGCUGCAACGCGGGCAAAGUUAAGACCAUCAAUGGAUGAAGUUUUAAAUACUCUUGAAAGUACUCAAGCCAGCUUGUAUUUUGCUGAAGAUCCUCCCACAUCACUAAAGUCCUUCAGGUGUCCUUCUCCUCUAUUCCUGGAGAAUGUACCAAGUAUUCCAGUGGAAGAUGAUGAAAGCCAGAAUAACAAUUUACUACCUUCUGAUGAAGGCCUGAGGAUAGACAGAAUGACUCAGAAAACUCCUUUUGAAUGCAGCCAGUCUGAGGUUAUGUUUCUGAGCUUGGACAAAAAGCCAGAGAGCAAGAGAAAUGAGGAAGCUUGCAACAUGCCCAGUUCUUCUUGUGAAGAAAGUUGGUUCCCAAAGUAUAUAGUUCCAUCCCAGGACUUAAGGCCCUAUAAGGUAAAUAUAGAUCCUUCUUCAGAAGCUCCAGGGCAUUCUUGCAGGAGCAGGCCAGUGGAGAGCAGCUGUUCCUCCAAAUUUUCCUGGGAUGAAUAUGAACAGUACAAAAAAGAAUAAAUUCUACCAGAAGAUAAAGAAAAAAGCAAGUAUUGCAUAGGCACCUGAGCAUAGGUAUGACCUUGGGAAGACAUUGGCUCCAUAAGCAAUGCCAAGAGAAUGAUCAAUAGUGAGUUUGGGUGAUGCAGAUAAACAAUCUGGAUAAUUCCAUUUCUUUUUUCCCAAACCCUCAAACAGAGUGCCUUAAAAAAUUGUUUUAUCAGGAUAAUUGUCUCAUGACCAAAUCCACGCUCAAUUAGAGCCAUUCAAAAUUCCUUAAGAUCAUGGGUUCUGACUUCAGCCAAACAAAACAAUCAAAACCUACCAAAAAGGGACUGGAUUGUAAUGUCCUCUCCAUCAUCCUCAGUGUGAGUCCUCAGAGCCUCCAUCUGCCAAGAACAUUCAGUUGGAUUCCAUCGUUUGGUUUAGCUUGCUUGCACGGGUUGUAGGAAAUGUCUAAUUUGUAAAUGUUAAUAGAUACCUUUGGAAAGAAUCACCUUGUUAUUCUGAUUGACCCCUCUUGUUUUUUGGUUAAUCCCUGACUAGCCUGCUUGUCUGAAAAUGAGCCAGGUUCACCCUUAGCUACGGCAUGCUCUGGGUUGAAAGGGGAUUUCUUCCCAAGAUCUAUCCUAAACUCUUAGGACAGUUUAUCCUGUAUUGACUAUUAUUACAGCUUUUUAAAAACAGACUUAGUGACCUAUUAUAUCUUAAGGAGACUAUGUGAAAUGUCCAUCAAGUAAUUUUUAUUCCUGAGAAAAUGGCUGGUCAAGGGCCUAGGUCAGCUUUUUGUUUAAUCUACACCUUUCAACUCUGGGCCUUCAUUCCUGCUGUUUCUUGGAUCUCCCUCUUUUGAAAUCCUACCAAUCAUCAGAGCUCUACAAAACAGCCACCUCCUGGAAGCUUCCCUAAUCUCUACAACCAGAAGUACUCCCUUUAUCAGUAUUUCCACAGCAAUUUCUUUGUAUUUCUAUUUUAUAUUUAUCACUUUCUGAAUUAUAUCAAAGCUGCUUGUCUUAUCUCUUUUUUUUUUUGAGACGGAGUCUCGCUCUGUCAUCCAGGCUGGAGUGCAGUGGCACAAUCUCGGCUCACCGCAAGGUCUGCCUCCCGGGUUCACGCCAUUCUCCUGCCUCAGCCUCCCGAGUAAAGGUGGGACUACAGGCGCCCGCCACUACGCCCGGCUAAUUUUUUGUAUUUUUAGUAGAGACGGGGUUUCACCAUGUUAGGCAGGAUGGUCUCGAUCUCCUGACCUCAUGAUCCGCCUGCCUGGCCUCCCAAAGUGCUGGGAUUACAGGCGUGAGCCACCGCGCCCAGCCUUCAUCUCUUUUACUAGGUUGUAAACUCCCUAUAUUAGUUUUCUAUUGUUUUUGUAACACAUUAUCACAAAUUUAGUGACUUAAAGUAACAUAAAUUAAUUAUUUUGCAGUUCUGGAGGUCAGAAUUCCUUAGCAUUCUUUCUGGAGGCUGUUGGGGAGAACUCACUGCCUUGCCUUUUCCAGCUUCUAGAGGCCACCUGCCUUCUUUGGCUCAUGGCCUCUUCCUCCGUCUUCAAAGCCAGCAACGUGACAUUUCAGAUCUCCCUCUCUCUGUCUGUCUCACCGCAUCUCUUCACUACCCUCUUCCUCUCAUUCUGGCCCUUCUGCAUGUCUUUUAUAAAGACCUUUGUGAUUUCACUGGGCCCACUCAUAUAAGCCAGGAAAAUCUCUGUGUCUCAGAUCCUUAAUUUAAUUACACCUGCAAAGUCCGUUUUCUCGUGUAAAGUAACAUAUUCACAGGUUUCUGGAAUUGGGACGUGGACAUCUUCGGGGGACCAUUACUCUGUCUGUCAUACUCCCUGAGUGUGUAAGGGCCAUCUCUUCAGAGCCUAAUGUGUCAUCCUACACAGAGCAGGUGUUUCCUUAUAAAUUAAGUUGAAUUAAAUUACCCCUAUGAAGCCACAUAAUCAAUAAUUCAGCUAUAAUAAACAUUGCCGAAUAAAUUAACAAAGGGAGGAUAAUGACUCCUUAUGAUGAUGGAUAGAAACACUGAAGAAAACCAUUUUCAGAGGAUUUACUGAAUUUUCCUCUCCAAGGAGCUUGUAAUAGAAGGGUAAACCUCUAGUUUCUUGUCCAGCAGAGGAAUAGGCUCAUGUCUUUUGUUUUAUUUUAUUUUUUUGGUGAGUCAGUAUGGUUGGGUUAAUCAUAUUCACAUUAGAUUCCAUGUUGAAGAACAACUAAUCAAAGAAGAAAAUCAUCAGGAAUCAGGGUGAGAUUAACAGACCAAGGUCAGAAACAUGGAGUUACAAUUUUCCAAAAAAGCACGAAGUGAGAUUAAAACCACAGUAAGUCUUAGUCUGACUGACAGGCUUUAUACAGGCCCUCGGUAAGCAGUUGGGAGAACCCAUGCCCACCACUGCUCUGUACGGUAUCUGGCUGCUCAGAGCUCUCUGAUUCACAAAAGAGAUCAUCAAGAAUUGACUCUGUGUUAAACUGUUUUUCACUUAGAAUAUGGACCCCCACCAAUACAUUCAAUGAAGGGUCAUUAAGGAAGCUCUGAUUAACACCAGGCCCAUGCAGUUACUCCGCACAUAUAAUCUGUGGGUAUUAUGUUGAUUUGAACUUGCUUAGCUGACUUAAAGCAGGGUUUCUCAAACUGUAGUAUGCAUCAGAAUGACUUGGAAAGCUGGUUAAAAACGCAGAUUGCUGGGUCCACCCAGCUUCUGAUGCAAUAGGUCUGGGGUUAGAAAUUUUGCUUUCUAAUGAGUUCCCAGGUGAUGCUGAUGCCAAUGAUGUGAAGCCCGCUCUUCACAUCCGUGAAAAUCGCUGCCUUAAGGUGCUCUUAAAUUGUUAUAGAUUGGUAGAUCCUACCUUUCCAUCACUGGUAUGUUUUUUGAGAAAAGGAUCCUUUCUUUUCAUUCUGUUAUAUUCAUCCUAUUACAUAGGAUGUUGGUUAGCACAGAGUGGGAGCUCUAGAAAGAUUGUUGACCAAUCAUCUUAUUGACUAGACCAUCUUUCUAGAGUAUAACUAUUUUGGACACCUCAAAGAUGAAGUCAGAUAAGCUGGCAGUGACCUGAUUAACGUUGUGGUAAGCAGAUGCCACUGUGGCUGGGAAGUACCAAAUCUUCUGUUGAGUGAUUCAGUCUUCCUGACUAGAUUUGCCUUCUAGUGGGUGUAUUAAUAAGCGUUAGUUGAUAUGAAUUAAAUGUUGCAACUUUCUAUGGGUAAUAAGAGGAUACCUUUAUAGUUUCAUGAUGUGGAGACCAAGAUACAUAAGAAAGCAAGAAUGAGUCUCCGGGUGUUCCCUCUGAUCAGCAAACAUGAAUUCAUAAUUUCAUUUACUCUCAUUUUUGUAAUGCACUCUGAGCAAUCCUCCAGGCAGAUCCUAUUUACUAAGCUUCAGGCUUUUGUCCCAUUUUAUAAUGCCCAAACACAUGGAGAAAACAUUUUGUUGUUUUUAAAAACAGGUAUGGGAUUUCUGAUAUAAUCAAUUUUAUUGACUUCUUGGGAGUUGUAAUGAUCUGUGACUCACUGCAUAAUAUUGUAGUUUUAUAGGGUGGCACAUCACCCUGUGUAAAACAACUUUAAUGACCUGAGGACUGAUGAGUACAGGAAGUGAGGUUUAUCAUGAGUAGCAUUUAUUAAGCAUCUGCUAGAAUCAAAGCACUGCAUUAGCUACUAAGGUACAAAGUAAGACACAGUUUAAUAAGGAAGACAGGGCAUCUACCCAAGUCAACAGUUCAGUGACAUCUGUUAUUUGAACCACACACCAAUGCAACCGAAGUAAAUGCUGAAAGGGUGAGAAGAAGGAAUAGAUUACUAUGCAUUUUUGAGAGGAUGAAGAAGGCUUCUUGGAGAAGGUUUCUGAAAAGAGAUACGGAAUUAAGAGAAAUAGAAAAGAGCACUGACGAAGCACUCAGGAUGGCUAUUCAAGGAAUUGGGGAUCCACAGCAGCUGUGCACAACCAUCCCUAAUGCCAGAAAAAUGGGGUAAGGGUGAAGGGAACUGGGUCUAGAGCUUUGCAUGUUUUUUUCUGGUUAACCCUUAGAGUCACCCUGAAGGUGUGGAUCCCAUCUUAUAAUAAGGUGAGGACACUGAGUCAGGAAACUAACUUGCUAAAAUCAAGUCCUCCCAGUCCUCCCAUCAGGUCCUUCCAGAUCUGGAGGAGCCAGGAUUUGAACUCACAUUUGUCUGACUUCAAAAUCCAUGCUUUUUCUUGUGUUCCAAAUUGCACAAUGGAGUCACUGCCAGUUCAAGCUCCUAUGAAAAGGGAUGGAUGUGAAAAGUCAUUUGUUGAUUCCACAGAUUUUUAGUAGGUACCAUGUCUCCUGCCUUUAUCACUAUCCUACUCCUCUGCUACAACUUCUCUGCUACAGGCACCCACUGCAGUUACUUGAUAUGAGUUAAAUGAAUCCAUCCAUCCAAACUUCCAUUCAUUGAAUAAAUACUUAGCAAUGGCUUCCUUUGUAUCAGGCACUAUUCUAGGAGCUGGGGCUACAGUGCAGAUGGAAACCAGCAAAGCUCACUGCCCUCAUGGAGCUUAUAUGUAAGUGAAUAAAUCUCAGGGUGGUUCUCCUGUCAUAGGUCCUGGCUCCUCUGCCAGCUCUUCCAAAUGGGUUCAGAGAGGUUUUCUCCUUGUCCUGUUGUGUAACUGAUAAUCCCAUGGUGGACCUCACUUUGCUAUUCAUAUGCACUAAGUAGUUUAUGGUGUGCUUUGUGGCUGGCAAUUGUGACAGAUUCUAUUCUUCUAUUGGUAUGUGGUUUCUUUGGGGCAUUUGUUUGGAUACUGAUGGCAUCUUCCGGGGGUCUGAGGCACCUACACAAACCUCAGGUCACUAUCACGUGAUACUGGAGUUGCCUGUUAAAUUAUAUUUCUUCUUCCACAAAACUGCAGGUUCCCUGAGGGAAAGGUCUAUGUCCUGCUCAUUUUUGGAUCCCUAAUGGCUGGCACAGUACCUGGUGCAUAAUAUGGUUCAACAAAUAUUUGUAAAAUGAAUGAAUCAAAUAGUCCUUCAAAGCAUCUUCAGAAUCAAGAUUGUCAUCUAGAUUGCACCCGAAGUUUAUCUUUCUAGUAUUCAGAAUAUAAUCAAUCAUUGCUUAAAUUAUUCCAUUUCAUCAUUCUUGAAUAAAAGCUACUAAUUUUAAAUACUAAUAUCUGAGAUAUCUUCGAAAAGAAGAUUAGUCGUUGUAUGUGUUGCUUAUAAAUUUUCUCUAUGGUGGAAAAUAUUCCCAAACCAUGUCUAAGCAAUGAAAAACCAGUGUUCUGGCAGGAAAUAAACUGAUGUUUGUUGUGUUUUGUAUCUGUCUUCCCGUUCCAAAUCAUUUAUAUAUACUUGAUGGUCUGUGGGCUUGACUUGCAAGUAUUUUCCUGGGAGACAUUUUUAUUCAAAAGACCUGUAUUGCCUGCCAAACCUUCAUUUAAGAGACUCAUUAUGGAUGUCAUCUGCAUCAUUGCAAACUUUUCUGGUCGUCUCUAUAAAUAGCAAGAUAAUAUUUACAGAGUUUUACAUUGGCUCUUGAAUUUUAAAAUAUUCUUAUAGACAAACAUUAAUUGGAAUGGGGGGUAAGGAGGUAGGAAUGGCUUACUUGCGGAAAUGCAGGCUCAUUGUUGUGUCUAGUAGGUGCUAGGUGCAUUCACACAUCUCUUAAGCUUUAAACAACCUAUUGAGCCGGUUUCCAUUUCCUUGAUCUAUUAGAUUUAAAAAAAUGAAGCAUAAAGGAGUUGGCUCUUGCCCUAAGUCAUACUACUGAUGGAAUGAGAAUACAAACCAAAAACACUUUAUUCAAGUCCAGGAAAUAUCUGCCUUGAAAAAGAAUAACUUAAAAAUUAAAAGUGUCCUCUAUUUGAACAUGAAAACAGCUAAUAAAGAUGUGUUAUUUUAUUUUAUUAUUAUUAAUUUUGUCCUCCCAUAUUGGCAAAGAUAAAGCAAUUGACAAAAAUGGAAUUCUUGUUCAAUACUGGCAGGAGUGAAAAUUGGUAGAACCUUUCUAGAAGGCAAUUUGGCAACAUGUAUGAAAACCUAAAUGUUGAUACACCUUUACCCAGCAGUUUGUUUAGGAAUUUAUCCUAAUGAAUAAAAGUUGUCCAAGUCUUCAAACAUGAGCCCAAAGGUAUAUUUCAUGAUGUUUAUGAUAUUAAAACAUUGGAAACAACUGAAACAUCCUUCAGUAAAAGAUGGAUUAAAUAAAUUCCAUGCAGUUGUCAUUUAAAAAUAUUUAGAUAUAUGUUUAUUGCUAUGGAUAUAUGUUCCCAAAAUAUUAUUGAAUCAAAAAGUAGACUACAGGAUAUAUGUUGAAUAUGAGCUCAUUUAUAACAUUGAAUAUUUUAAGAUAAUGUAUGUUUCAUAGAGAGAUCUUCACCAAAUGUUAAGGAUUUUUUUUUCUGGGCUGUGGUAUUUGGGUGAUCUUUACAUUCUUCAGACUCAUGUGUGUUUGAAACUUUUUAUAAUGAACAUAUAUCAUUUUUAUUAGAAAAGAAUAAAGUUUUUGAAAAAAAAAA
Homo sapiens (human) is the source of this 8328-nucleotide messenger RNA. RefSeq names its product interleukin 1 receptor associated kinase 3 (gene IRAK3). The record is from RefSeq and is marked reviewed. Gene Ontology annotation, biological process: positive regulation of cytokine production; negative regulation of cytokine-mediated signaling pathway; negative regulation of interleukin-6 production. The transcript has 12 exons. Gene Ontology annotation, cellular component: cytoplasm; nucleus. Gene Ontology annotation, molecular function: ATP binding; protein kinase activity; magnesium ion binding. The coding region runs from base 87 to 1877 and encodes 596 amino acids. Lineage: Eukaryota; Metazoa; Chordata; Mammalia; Primates; Hominidae.